Sphaerodactylus townsendi is the source of this 4162-nucleotide messenger RNA. It is a transcript of the gene TOLLIP, whose product is annotated as toll interacting protein. Gene Ontology annotation, biological process: ubiquitin-dependent protein catabolic process. NCBI's taxonomy places the organism in Eukaryota, Metazoa, Chordata, Lepidosauria, Squamata, Sphaerodactylidae. Gene Ontology annotation, molecular function: ubiquitin conjugating enzyme binding; ubiquitin binding. The record is from RefSeq and is a predicted model, not a curated record. Gene Ontology annotation, cellular component: cytoplasm. The transcript is spliced from 7 exons. Bases 299 to 1144 code for a protein of 281 amino acids.
CCCCACAACGGGCGAGUGCAUCUGUGACUGCACGUGGCACUGGCCACGAUUACAGCGGACUUCGAGCGCUCACUUCAGAGAGAGGCGACGGCGACGACUUUCCAGCCCCCGAGGCGCCUCUGAAUGACGCACGCGCAAAACUGCAUAGCGGUUUGGCCUGGGUUCACGGAAGGCCUCUGCGCACGCGCUGUGUGGGAUAGUGGCGGGCUGGAGGCGUGGCCAGAGGUUAAGAAGGGCGAAUCAGCUGAUUUAGUAACGGCGGAUCAAGGGACGGUCGUCGGCCGGGGGGGAAAGUGCCAUGGCGACCACCGUGAGCACUCAGAGGGGGCCGGUGUAUAUUGGCGAACUUCCUCAGGAUUUCCUCCGCAUCACCCCAACACAGCAGCAACAGCAGAUACAACUGGAUGCUCAAGCAGCUCAGCAGUUACAGUACGGUGGAGCAAUGGGCACUGUUGGGAGACUGAGCAUUACUGUAGUACAGGCAAAAUUGGCAAAGAACUAUGGCAUGACACGCAUGGAUCCAUACUGUAGGAUACGACUUGGCUAUGCCGUUUAUGAAACUCCUACAGCUCAUAAUGGGGCCAAAAAUCCCCGAUGGAACAAAGUUAUUCAGUGUACUGUUCCCCCUGGGGUGGAUUCUUUCUAUCUUGAAAUAUUUGAUGAGCGAGCUUUUUCAAUGGAUGAUCGCAUUGCUUGGACACACAUUACUGUUCCUGAAUCACUGAAGCAAGGAAAGGUAGAGGAUGAAUGGUAUAGCCUAAGUGGAAGACAGGGAGAUGACAAAGAAGGAAUGAUUAAUCUGGUCAUGUCUUAUACAUCCUUACCUGCUGCCAUGAUGAUGCAACCACAGCCCGUGGUCCUGAUGCCUACAGUGUAUCAGCAAGGAGUUGGAUACGUGCCUAUAACAGGGCUUGAAUACUUUGCUCUGGGAAUGCCAGCUGUUUGUAACCCAGGCAUGGUACCCAUGGCAGUUCCCCCUCCUGCAGUCAAUCCUCAGCAUGUGUGUAACGAAGAGGAUCUAAAAUCGAUCCAGGACAUGUUCCCCAACAUGGACAGAGAAGUGAUCCGUUCCGUUCUAGAAGCUCAGCGAGGGAACAAGGAUGCCGCUAUCAAUUCCUUGCUUCAAAUCGCCGAGGAGUCCUAAAUGCUUCUGUGCAUCCACCAUCUCCAUUGUUAUCCCUACUUUUAUUUGCCAAGCCAGGGAAUUAGCUGGAGGAAGAAUUUCCCAAGAAAGCAUCCUGUCUAAAAGAUUAUGUUCUCUUUUAUCUUUAUCGUUGGACAUUUGUACAUUUGUUUUUACAUAUGAUCUUUAGAAACUUCACCAUUUCUGGUAAUAUCAGUUCAACUGUUUGUGGCUGAAUUUCUGUGUGAGAGGUAGAGUUGGGGUAUCCAUGCUGCUUCUUUCUCUCGCUUUUCCUGUUUUGGAGAGAACAUACUCAUGUAUGAGAGUAGACAAGCAUAUCUGCUUGUUCAACACUAUGCAUUUAAUGGGAGGGGAUAAUAUUGAUAAGUGAGAAAAGACUGCUAUUCCAGAAAGUACUGUUACCAGACCUUUUAAAUAAAUGACCCCUUUCUGUCAGGCGCACAGAGUGCUUAAAUAGUUUUAGGGGUGGGGGUAUCUGACUAUUGCAGCAGUUUGUAACAAUUAUUAAUGCAGGUGAACUGGUUUUCUAGAAGUCCUCAUAGUCUUUCUGAUGAGGUUCCCAUGCUCAACAUAUUGAUUGGGUACUAAUGCAGUAUAUUUUGUUUUCUGCAUUUAGGGCCAACUGCUAUCAUCUGCUGUGUUGCUGUGCUUCUGAAACCCGCAGGUACUAGUUUAUCAGGACACAAUAGCAGCAGAUGUGUUGCUUCUAAUGUGUUUUGUAUGUUAGGUACACUGUUCUUGCUUCUGCAUUUAUAUACAUUUGAAACAAUGAAAGAGAAUUUUACAUCUGGGAAUGUUUGUUAUUAAUGAACGUUAUUCUUGAUUGAUUAACAGAAUGCUCUGAAAAGAAACAUAUUGCUGAAGCAGGUAUAAAGGGAGAGGAAUUUAUUUACAAGGAACAACUUCUCAGGAGAAUGCAGAACGUAAUGACUCAGUGGACCUUAAUUUUAUCAGAGGCGAGAAAUGUGAGUCUCAGUAGUGACAGUGGGAGGAGCCAACAUUAAAACAUUAAUCACCAAACAUACAGAGAGGGGAACUGUACAAAUUUAUUGUAUGUGUUUUACAGCAUAGACCUGGAAGGUGACAGAUUAUCUCCAUUUAACCAGUGAGGUUUUUUGUGAAAGUGAAGUAAUGCACUUUAAUAUAUACAUUAUGUGUUAUAAUCUGCAGCUUGGCUUUUUGCUGGUCUUUUUUUCAAAAAGGAAUACUUUCUCUAAUUCAGCUGUACGUUGUACUUCUCAAGGAUUUGAACACAGCUCACAGGCAAUUCACAUUGGCUGUGAAUUUUAUUGCUUUGGAAGAAGAGCUCAUGGUUUCUGUCUUGCAUCUGUUUCGCUCCUCUCCAUCAAGCUUUUUGUUCUUUAAAAAAACCCUUGUGUCCACUUACUUAUUUUUGCAUAUCACCUUGAAUGCACCUGGUGUGACCAGCUAUAGUUCAAAUAUUUAUUUUUUUAUGAUUAAAGUAUAUGUGGGAAAAUAAUGUUUAAAUAUAGUACCAAAAAUAUGUGGGUUUUUUUCUACUGUUUGAUGUUUAUAACUUAACUGUUCUUCUAUUUGAUUAGACUGCCAUUUGUAAGUGUUAAAUUCUUUCUCCCUUCUGCCUACUUCUGUUGUUUUUUUAAAAAAAUCUUCAUGGAUACAGUUAGUUGUGAGGUGGGUUUUUCUGUAACCUGCUCUAGAAAAAGAGCAUAUUCAUCAUAAAAUUAGAUUUGCUAUUUUCUUCAUACUCCACAGAACGUCCAGAUUAAUAUUAAGAUUUAAUGAUGUACAUUUAUGUCAUUAGCAUCAUAGCGGGGAGACUCCUGUGGCAUUUAGAUAUUUAAGGGGAACAUUACUCAAAAGUUGUCAUGAAAACCUGGAAUAAUUAUUUGUUCAUAAAAUCUUCUGCUGUAGCAUGAUAGGAAUGGAAUAGGAACUACAGGAUGCAAAAAUUGCUUGUAGUUUACAAAUGAUCUCAGAUUGCCUAUCUGAUCCUUUUAGAGUUGAAUUACAAACAUAUUCAAAUCAAUUUUGAGAAUGAACUUUCACAAUGAACAUAGACAUGGGAAUGUUAUAUUCAGUCUAGUUUCUGGAAAGUUACAAGAUAGAAGACAUGUGUAAAACAUGUGAAUGUUCAGCAAUCAUUAAGCAGCAUUUUACAUAAUAAAUCAGACAACUUUUGUGGAUUGUGAGUAGUAAAUUGAUAGUUAAUUCUGUCUGUGUUCUAUUAUAAUGAAGAACAUGACAAUACACAAUCUUUUGUGAAAUUAAUAGCUGGCCUCACUGAUUACUGUAUUUUCUUUGUCCUUAAAAGUGAAAGGAGUAAGUGCAAGUAUGGCCACACUCAUCUUGCAUAUCUCUGCUGGGUUGCUGUUUGGAAUAAUAAACUGUCUAAAGCAUGCACGGGGAAAGCCAAUACUUGAAAAGUUACCACGGAUUUUAAUUAGAAUUGCCUUUCGAAUAUUUGUGAACAAGAUUUGGUUACAAGUUGCUGAUGUGCAGAACUGAAAUUCACUAGUCUGUUGUUUAAACUGUAUGCUGUGUCACACACAAUUCGUGUCUGUUUUAUAUAUGCUUCUCUUAACAGAAUAGCAUAUUUGGCUUUGUACAUCUCUCUGUAGCUCAGGAGCUGCAGUGGAAUUCUAGUAUUUGCUGAAAGUUGUUGGCAUUAACUUCAGUCCUACCAAGAUCCUGUAGUUGGCUAAAUUCAGGAAUAUUUUUGUCUAGCUAGAUGCUUUUCAACUUUUCUCUACUGCUAUUUGAUGCGUGCUGAUGGUCCCAAGUGUUUCUGUUUGCAGACAUAACUGCUUGUGUUGGCUGGCCUAUAAUACUGUAUUGGGGAUGUUCUGCUCUAAUUCUGAAGACAUUUUAUACUGUAUUGAGGUUACUAUGUUUUGUCUCCUGCAUUGUAAAUUCUUCUUUUUCCUAUUCUAUUUAAUUUAAUAAAUGUGUACUAUAUACAAGGCCAUGAAAAUAUAUGGUCCUUUACAAGAGGCAUUGUGCAUCUCAGCAUGAGUAAAUUCCAGAGACUGAAAAUUG